Cyprinus carpio (common carp) is the source of this 1482-nucleotide messenger RNA. RefSeq lists its product as uncharacterized. The transcript has 4 exons. The record is from RefSeq and is a predicted model, not a curated record. The coding region runs from base 50 to 1018 and encodes 322 amino acids. NCBI's taxonomy places the organism in Eukaryota, Metazoa, Chordata, Actinopteri, Cypriniformes, Cyprinidae.
GGCACAGCUCAUUUUAUUCAAUCGACGUCGUGAAGGUGAGGUUUCUAGGAUGGAAGUUACAACAUAUCUGCAGAGAAACCAACACAAUAUGCAGGAUGAAAUUCUGGAGAGUCUUUCACCUUUUGAGAAGAAACUAUGUGAGAAUCUCACCAGAGUAGAGGUACGAGGGAAAAGAGGUCGCAAAGUACCAAUACUAUUUCAAGUAAAUGUAAAAGAAUCAGUGGACCUUCUAAUUAAAACUACAGAGGAGGCUGGGAUUUCCCCUAGGAAUCCCUACAUAUUUGCACGCCCUUAUUAUGGAUCACAAGAGAACAUGCGUGGAUGUGACAGCUUAAAGCGAUAUGCCGAAAGCUGUGGAGCGAAACAUCCAGAAAAUAUCACUUCCACUAAGUUGAGAAAACAUGUAGCCACAGUUUCUCAGCUACUCAACUUAAAAACGCAUGAACUCGACCAGCUAGCCACAUUCAUGGGACAUGACAUUGACGUCCAUAGGGAGUUUUAUAGACUCCCUGAAGAAACGUUGCAAAUUGCAAAAGUGAGCAGAAUUCUUUUUGCCUUGCAAAGUGGAAUCAGCAAAUUUCAAGGAAAAUCCCUGGAGGACAUAACACCUAACAUAAACUUUGAGGAGGACUCCAACUCAGAGGCAGAGGAUGUUAAUUUAAAAAAACAGACAAUUCAAGAAGGAAAUAGUGACACAGAGGAUGAUCUUUCUGAAAUAAGGGCUGCCAACUCAGGAAAGACUUCAGCCUUCAGCCUUGGAUACACCAGUAAAUCACUAGUGCCAUUAAAUCAGAAAGCAACACCCAGAAAGCCCUGGUCAGAAACAGAGAGGAAAGUCAUAGAACACUGUUUCAAGAACUACUUUAAGGAAAUGAAGGCUCCUGGAAAAGUGGACUGUGAAAAAUGCAUAAAUGAAAACAAGAUUUUAAAGGAUAAUGGAAGAGAUUGGAAAGCAGUUAAAUACUUUGUGCACAACAGAAUAAAUUCAAUUAAGAGAAAUUUGGGUCAACAGUAUUGAGCCCAUAAACACUGAGAGCUUGCAAUGUGGAGUAUCAAUGUUGAGUCAUAAUUGUGCCACAACAUUGAUAGUCCAUGUAAAUGGAGCAUCAGUGUGUCAUAGCAUUGAAAUGAUUGACUACAGCUGUUUUGAGUUGCUGUUUUCAGUUGCUGUUUGGGCCUCUGUUUUGGAAUGACCUGUUAUAACUUUGAUGUAAGCCACUUUAAAAUUGCACUAUUUUAAAAAUGUUUAAAAUACAGGUAUUUUAUAAUUUUCAUUUUGAUUUUUUGUUUUACUUUUCUUUAUACUAUCAAUACUAAUUUUAAUAUAAUUAUCUACAUUAUUAUUUCCUGCAAAGCAAAAUGCACCUUCUACAUAAAGUACUACAGAAUUUUUUUUAUUAUUUAAUGGUAUUGUUAUUAUUGUUGUAUAUGUAGCCACUCGUCACUGAGGGUGAAAGUCUGCACUACCGCAGGGGGGCUCUU